UCUUGCGGAAGAGCCGGGUGGAAGGGGAUUGACGGCGGCGGCAGCCAUUAGGAACCUGGGAAAGGGAAAAGAAGUGCUUCCUAGUGGGAGGAGAAGCAGGGACUGGCAGGAGCGGCGGAAAGAGCCGGAGGAAAGUGAGGCCUUGACGAGAGGAGCUGCGCCUCCUCCUUCCUGCAAAGGUGCCCUGAUGAACCUGGUCUCGAUGGCCGCAGUGGUGGUGGCAGUGGCUGAGCCAGAGCUGAAGUGGCUCUCACUGGGGCUGCGCCUGCGCUGGGCAGCGGUGCUGGUGGCGUUGGGGGCCGGGGUCUUGGUGGUGCUGCUCCCUCUGGCCGCUGUAGAGGACCAGGGACAGGCCCUCGUCAAGGGCUUGGCCUUGUUGCGUAGCAAGCUGGGCAUGGGCCACCCUGACCACCCCAAGCCGGCCGGGCACAACACCGGACUCAGUGUCACCUCCAGAGAGCUGCAGCUGCUGGUGCUGAAACCCAAGGCCUCCCCAGAGGUGAAGCUAGAAGCCAAAGCCGCCCUGAACCAGGCCCUGGAGAUGAAGCGCCAAGGCAAGCGGGAGAAGGCUCACAAGCUUUUCCGGCAUGCCCUCAAAAUGGACCCCGAUUACGUGGACGCCCUGACUGAGUUUGGCCUCUUUUCUGAGGAGGAGAAGGACAUCAUCCAGGCCGACUUCUUGUACUCCAAAGCCUUGACUAUCGCCCCUCGCAACGAGAAGGCCCUCAUCAGCCGCGACCGGACGUUGCCCCUUGUGGAGGAGAUCGACCAGCGCUACUUCAGCAUCAUCGACAGCAAGGUCCGGAAGGUGAUGUCCAUCCCGAAGGGCAACUCUGCCCUGCGGCGCGUGAUGGAGGAGUCCUACUACCACCACAUCUACCACACGGUAGCCAUUGAGGGCAACACACUGACACUUUCGGAGAUCCGGCACAUCAUCGAGACCCGCUACGCCGUGCCCGGGAAGAGCCUGGUGGAGCAGAACGAGGUGAUUGGCAUGCAUGCCGCCAUGAAGUACGUCAAUGCCACCUUGGUUUCCCGCAUCGGGUCAGUGACCCUUGCUGACAUGUUAGAAAUCCACCGGCGGGUGCUGGGCUUUGUGGAUCCGGUGGAGGCCGGCCGCUUUCGGACGACCCAGGUCUUUGUGGGGCACCACAUCCCUCCACACCCGCGGGACGUGGAGAAGCAGGUGCUAGAGUUCAUCCAGUGGCUCAACUCGGAGGACGCCAUGAGCCUACACCCGGUAGAAUUUGCGGCCCUGGCCCACUACAAGCUGGUGUACAUCCACCCCUUUGUGGAUGGCAACGGGAGGACCUCCCGCCUCCUGAUGAACCUGAUUCUCAUGCAGGCGGGCUACCCACCCAUCACCAUCCGCAAGGAGCAGCGGGCCGAGUACUACCACGUCUUGGAGGUGGCCAAUGAAGGCGACGUCCGGCCCUUCAUCCGCUUCAUUGCCAAGUGCACCGAGACCACCUUGGACAUGCUGCUCAUUGCCACGACUGAGUACUCGGUGGGCCUCCCUGAAGCCCAUGGAGGCAGCCGGGACUGCAAGCAGACCAUCCCCGUCAAACCCCGGACAUGAACAUCUGAGAUUAUAUGCAGGCAGGGAAAGUAAUCCAUGUGGCCUCUGUCUUUCUGUGCACCCCUGGGGCAUGGAGCUGGAGACGCACUUUCGUGGAAGCAUUUAAUUUUAUUUAAGGUUUAAGUUAAGUCUUUCCUGCAGUAAUCUCUUCCCCUAUUUAUUAUCCCUUGUCAUCAGGCCAACGUAAAUUAUUUCAGGUUUUAGUCUUACUGGUCUUGUUAUAAAAGGGAAGGUGUUGUUGAGGACAGGUUUUACCAUUUUUUGCAUACGCUGAAGAGAUCCUGUCCACAAUGGUCUUCCUUGAGGACACUCUGGACGAAAAAUAUAGUUCUUCCUUUAACUUAUAGAUCCCACCUCCCCCCACCUCUGAAGCUGGACUCAAGAAGUCUUGAGAAGGUAGUUGGGCUAGCAGAAAAGUCAGAAUUCCUUACCGAGCCACACUCGUUGAGAGUAUCUCCUUUGCCAGUCAGUGCCCAAGCCCCUGGUCUUCUUAAGUGGUGAGAGAUUGUCUGAAUCCACUCCAAACUGUGCUUUUCUAUCUUUGGGUCUGUUGCAUUCCAAACGAGCCUGCAUUGUACCAGCGCUCCACCUCGUUCUUGAAUCUAAUUGCCAUUGUAUUGCACAGACUUGCCUUCUUUUCUGCUAUUGCCCUUCUCCCCAAAAUCACUCCUGUGGGAUGCUUCCAUUUGGGCCAAGGUCUCCUGCUGCUGUCGGAUUCAAAAAUGCAUAUGAUUGUCUUGCAAAUAAGUAGGAAGUGACUGGUUGGGAUGUGGGAAACCCAAGAGACCCCCUCUUUCUAAAGAAUGGCAUCUCUGGGCAAACAGUGGCCAAGGUCUGUUACGGUGCAGCACUGUCUGUGGCUCACAAGUGUUGGCUUGUGCUGUCCUCUUGGGCUUCCUCCCAGUGCCACAUUGGCUUCUGGGCCUGACAUGUCUGCUUCCUGUGAUUUCAAAAAGUAUCACGUUUUCUCAAAUCCUUUUUUAAAAAACGCACUUUAUGCAACUUGCUCGAGAGCAAGCUUUGUAGCAAAGACAGCUUUUGUUCUUCCAAGGGACCCUUGACAAGUCCCGAACCCAUCUGGUGAAUUCAAACUCGAACGAGGUUCUUGGGAUCCACCGUUGUGUGGUGGGUCAACACAUAGGCCAAUCCCGUCAAUGCAAAGGAUCAGAUCUAGCCUGAAUCUGAUUACAACCAGGGAAACAUUGAAAUGCAGGCUCAGUCUUGCCUGCAUUGUCCUGGUCUGGCCCAGGGGUACCAUGCAUGCCUGGGGGCCUGGAUCAUAUCAAGGGACGGGAAUGGGAAAUAGCUAGUAGUGUCUAGUGUGAAAAUGUGUAAGGUUGCUGCACUUCGUGACGGAGUAACGACGGGAAAAAAAAGCUAUGAUGGGAUCUUUGUUUAAAAUGCGAACCAGUUUCAUAUGCACAAAUUGUGUACUUCCUUCUCCCUUGGGUUGUGGGCUUUGACAUAGGCUCCCAGAAGGACUGAAGUGGGGGCAGUGCGACUCAUUUUUGAGACCGUAUGUUUACAUAGUUCUAAAAAAGGCUAGACAUGCGAAUACGAAAAGGUAUGUUAUCUGUUUGUCUUCCAAGCCCCUGCUUUUUGGCAAUGAAGGCCCAGAGCUGUCUUUAUUUGCGUGGAGGGGGGUAGCCUCAAAAUCAUGUCUUCUUUAUCACACUUCCAAACAGAGAGUGGGAAAGGGAGAGUGGGGUUUUAUAUCAAUAAAAUAAUUUGAACCAUGAAAUCUGUAUUAAGAUUGUGUAAUGAAGUACUCCCUAUUCCUGUAAAAAUGAAAAAAUUAAAAAGAUGGAAGUGCUUUACUUUAAGGAUCAA
Anolis sagrei ordinatus is the source of this 3409-nucleotide messenger RNA. It is a transcript of the gene FICD, whose product is annotated as FIC domain protein adenylyltransferase. The record is from RefSeq and is a predicted model, not a curated record. Gene Ontology annotation, molecular function: protein binding. NCBI's taxonomy places the organism in Eukaryota, Metazoa, Chordata, Lepidosauria, Squamata, Anolidae.